Messenger RNA from Scatophagus argus, 2507 nucleotides. It is a transcript of the gene cyp2r1, whose product is annotated as vitamin D 25-hydroxylase. Bases 149 to 1708 code for a protein of 519 amino acids. Gene Ontology annotation, cellular component: intracellular membrane-bounded organelle; cytoplasm. NCBI's taxonomy places the organism in Eukaryota, Metazoa, Chordata, Actinopteri, Scatophagidae. Gene Ontology annotation, molecular function: iron ion binding; heme binding; oxidoreductase activity, acting on paired donors, with incorporation or reduction of molecular oxygen, reduced flavin or flavoprotein as one donor, and incorporation of one atom of oxygen. Gene Ontology annotation, biological process: xenobiotic metabolic process. The record is from RefSeq and is a predicted model, not a curated record. The transcript has 5 exons.
GACUUUCUGGCCAAUCUUAGCUUUAGAGGCGGGGGAUAGAAAAUGUGCAAGAUGAUAGCCUACAUAUGUGCUUCAGUCACUCCGAGGAGAAGCCGAAGUCAGCAGAGGUAGACUAGCAGGAAAGAGGGAUUUUUUUUUUCCGGAAAAGAUGGUUUCAAUAAAUUCACCGUCUCUGGUGCCGGUGUCCCGUGGACAGGCUCUGCUUGCUGUGGGCUGCUUGACUGUCGUCUUCCUCGCUUUUCUGCUGGUUCGUCAGCUCGUUAAACAGAGGCGACCCCCGGGCUUUCCUCCUGGUCCUUCUCCCAUCCCUGUAAUAGGGAACAUUCUGUCUCUGGCCACGGAGCCACAUGUCUUCCUCAAGAAGCAGAGUGAAGUUCACGGACAGAUUUUCAGCAUUGACCUGGGAGGCAUCUUGACUGUGGUGUUAAAUGGAUAUGACUGUGUCAGGGAAUGCCUUUACCAUCAGAGUGAGGUGUUUGCUGAUCGCCCCUCGCUGCCUUUAUUCAAGAAAAUGACCAAAAUGGGUGGGCUUCUCAAUUGUAAAUAUGGCAGAGGCUGGAUCGAACACCGUAAACUGGCUUGCAACUCUUUCCGUUACUUCGGCAGCGGCCAGAGACUGUUUGAGAGGAAGAUCUCAGAGGAGUGCAUGUUCUUUGUGGAUGCCAUCGACGAGCACAAGGGAAAGCCCUUCAACCCCAAACACCUAGUGACCAACGCCGUGUCAAACAUCACCAACCUGAUCAUUUUUGGACAGCGUUUUACUUAUGAUGACUGCAACUUCCAGCACAUGAUUGAGAUAUUCAGUGAAAACGUGGAGCUUGCAGUGAGUGGCUGGGCCCUCCUCUACAAUGCCUUUCCUUGGAUUGAGUAUGUGCCCUUUGGAAAGCACCAGAAGCUAUUCCGCAAUGCAGCGGAGGUGUAUGACUUUUUACUGCAGGUUAUAAAGGGGUUUUCACAAGGCAGGGUGCCACAUGUACCUCGUCACUAUGUCGAUGCCUAUUUGGAUGAAUUGGAGCAGAACGCAGGAGACCCCAGUUCCUCUUUUUCCUACGAGAACCUCAUCUUUUCAGUGGGUGAGCUCAUUAUUGCUGGCACAGAGACUACGACUAACAUGCUACGCUGGGCCAUGCUGUACAUGGCCCUCUACCCCAACAUACAAGAGAGGGUGCACAGGGAGAUCGACAGCGUGCUGGCCGGUGGGAGAACGCCCACUUUGGAGGACAAGCAGAGGAUGCCUUACGUGGAGGCAGUUCUGCACGAGGUCCUUCGCUUCUGCAACAUUGUCCCACUUGGUAUUUUCCGUGCCACUUCUCAGGAUGCAAACGUCAACGGGUACACAAUUCCCAAAGGCACCAUGGUGAUCACAAACCUCUACUCAGUGCACUUUGAUGAGAAGUACUGGAACGACCCAGGAGUUUUCUCACCCCAGAGGUUUCUGGACAGCAAUGGCAACUUUGUGAGGCGCGAGGCCUUUCUGCCAUUCUCUUUGGGGCGACGUCACUGCCUGGGUGAGCAGCUGGCCAGGAUGGAGAUGUUCCUCUUUUUUACCACUUUGUUGCAGAGGUUUCAUCUUCAAUUCCCUCCAGGAACGGUUCCCACUGUCACUCCCAAACUGGGCAUGACCUUACAGCCCAAACCAUACUCUAUCUGUGCAGUCCGCAGGCAACAGAAUAGUCCCUGCUUUAGAGACACUCCUUAUGACAAGUAGGCCAGCAAGCAUUUAUUAUAGCUUGUUCAACCUUUAAAGCCAGGAUUUUACUAUCUUGAACAGCAAUGCAACCACACGAUGAGGGUGUAUAAAACUGUCUGGACUGUGAUGUCCAAUUCUGGUGCAGUGCAGGACUAUCGGUGGCAAAAGUAGCUCUUUACACAUUGACAUGUGAUCCAAUUUAUUCAGUUACUAUUGAAUUCUUUUACUGAGCAAUAUGCAUGUUUGCACAAUCCUUUUUAGCAGCAGGGGAGGCAAAAGACUCUGCGCUGAAAGGACAUCCUGGGAACACAAGUUUGCUAUUGAUUUAGUUCUCUGUAGCCUCAAAGCUGCUCCGAGCCCAGACAAUGAAAUGUCUAUGAACCUUGGUGCGGGGUGAUAAGUUAAGUAUAUGUCAAUGAUUGAUAGUAAGUACACCCAUGAUGGUUCAUAGCCCUGCCUUCUCAGGACAGCUUCAGGUCAGGCAAAUGACACCACUGAAUCGUACGUGUGCAGCACAAUCAGACUUUCCAAGAAAGUUCUGAACGCUGUGUUUUGGAACUGGACAUGUGCCAAGAGUCAUGUCACAAUGACUGUUUCUCACCCAUCUCCAGAGAUGGAGCUUUAUGAAACAUCUGUCUCUCAGAAAGCAAAUGCAACCCUGAUGGAUUUCUAGAAACUGACUGUGCAACACUGAUUUCUGCUAAAUGGUGCUUAUCAGAACUUACAUUUAUGUUUAACAUUUGUUUGUAUUUUUUUUGCAACACUUGUGGUAUGAGGGGUUGUUUUUUUGUGUACGCAUAAAAAGUCUUUCCUAAAA